Molecule: messenger RNA, 641 nt
Organism: Chenopodium quinoa (quinoa)
Lineage: Eukaryota; Viridiplantae; Streptophyta; Magnoliopsida; Caryophyllales; Amaranthaceae
Product: keratin-associated protein 17-1-like
Exons: 3
Coding region: 92-382 (96 amino acids)
Source: RefSeq, a predicted model, not a curated record
AUCCUCAUUAAAAACUACUAGAGUUAUUAAAAAAAAAGGCAAAUAACUUUUUUAAUCUUCUAGUAGUAGCUACUUUACUAAAAUCCCAAAAAUGGAGGGCAAGAAAAAUUAUGUAUUAAAAGUAUUUGUCGUUCUUGCAUUAGUGCAAAUGAUGUUGGUUGGAAAUGUACAAGGAUGUGCUGGUGUUGGAGAAGGUUGUGGGGCUUUUAAUUGGUGUUGUAACGGAGGUUCAUGUUCAGAUUCCUUGAGUGGAGGUGUAUGUGUAUAUGACUCAUUCUCAGGUUGCAAGGGGUUUGGGGAAAGUUGUGGAUUUUUUGAUGCUCCAUGCUGUGGAAAGAGGGUUUGUUCAGCCACCCUUUCGGGUGGUACUUGUUCAGACUAACUGCGACGUCCAAAAUCUUCAACAAUAUAUUCUCAAUUAAUCAUCAUGGGAUCAUAUAUAUAUCUACUAAGGAGUAAUAUAUAUGCUACUGAUGAUAAGUAGUAUUAUUCCAGCAUUAUGUAUGUUUUAUUUGUCAUAUUUAAAUUGUUGCGUGUAUUUCACUUUUAUUUCCAUUUUAAUCCCACUGCUCAAAUUGUAAUUGUCCCCAGUGGAUUUGAUUUGGAGUGCAUAAUAAUAAGUUUUUUUUUUUAAGUAUUAA